Centruroides sculpturatus (bark scorpion) is the source of this 721-nucleotide messenger RNA. RefSeq names its product sclerostin domain-containing protein 1-like. The transcript is spliced from 2 exons. NCBI's taxonomy places the organism in Eukaryota, Metazoa, Arthropoda, Arachnida, Scorpiones, Buthidae. Gene Ontology annotation, biological process: negative regulation of BMP signaling pathway; negative regulation of Wnt signaling pathway. The record is from RefSeq and is a predicted model, not a curated record. Gene Ontology annotation, molecular function: BMP binding. The coding region runs from base 143 to 559 and encodes 138 amino acids.
CAAGUUGAGAGAGGGCGCACAAUUCAGUCGCACAUGGAUAAGAUGCGAAGUUUGUCUCGCUGGUCAGCUUUUAUUAUGACAGAACCGUUUCGACUUUCUUUCGAGAUGGUAAAACUUGCGCCUCUCUUAACACACUAACAUAAUGAUUUUAAUAUUGUUAGCUCUGGUUUUUUCCACGUCUGCGGAAUAUUUUCGCCGUCCUGAAAUUAUAAAUAAGAAUUACAACUCGACAACUUUCGAUCUUAAAGGUGUUCAGUUAGGAUGCAAAGAAUUACGAUCGAAAAAAUACAUAUCCGACGGUUAUUGUACAUCUGCUAAACCAAUAACGGAAGUGGUAUGUGCAGGUGUGUGUCUACCCGUUGCAGACUUAUUUCGUUAUACGGAAAUCAUGCAAAUCAGACCUCGAACUUCGUUCGAGUGGAGAUGCAUCAACGAUGUUACUAAACGUGAACGCAUACAUUUGGUUUGUAGAAACGGUAAUAGAAGAAGUUAUAAGAUUCGUCUAGUUAAAUCAUGUAAAUGCAAGAAAUUUGCAAAAGUCGUAAAACAUUUUUCGUAAUAAAAUGAUGUUCCUAUUAUUAAUUAUUAUCAAGCUUAAUUUUUAUUAUGCAUGGGAUUGUUGCAAUGUGUUUUUAGGUAGAACUUGUGGAUAAUUUUAUUUAUUUAUACGCAGUUAUUAUUGUAAAAACUUUUUAAAAAUUAAAUGAAUAUAUAUUUUAAA